UGAAUGUGGCAUCGCUACACAUUUUGUUCCGUCCCGGAACGUCCCACUACUAUUAGAACGUCUGUCACGGCUAGAAGAUGCGGACUACAACGUCAUCAACGAGACUAUUGACGAAUUCUAUCAGCACAGGGCACCUGACGAUCCGCCACCGCACCUAGUGGGCGACGUCCGCGAAGCGAUCGAUCACGCAUUCAGUCAUAGGAACCCGGUAACUAUACUCGAAACGCUGGAGAAUAUGACGAGAGAUGGUGGCAAGGCAGUGACCGCUGCCGUGCAACUCUGGGCAAGGGAAACUGCAGAUGCGAUCAGGGCACGGA
Messenger RNA from Acaulospora colombiana, 317 nucleotides. NCBI's taxonomy places the organism in Eukaryota, Fungi, Glomeromycota, Glomeromycetes, Diversisporales, Acaulosporaceae. The record is from the annotation of a GenBank genome assembly.